AACAUCAUUCAACAUAUUUAAACUAAGCUUCAAACAAACAUUAGUUGUAGGCAAAUUUUAAUUCGACAAAAUCAAUAACUAAACAUCCAAGAACAAUGUUCUCGUUUGCCUUCUGGAAAAACGAGGCAAAGAAAGACCAGCAUGAAAAUGUCUCGCAAAUCUGGAAGGAAUUGAAUGUCACAUUUAUCACCUUCCUUCGCUGGAGCUGGUUAAUUUACACCAUUGCCGUCAUUGUCAUCUCAAUUUGUGGCUAUUUUGCCUACUGCGAAAGCUGUCGCAGAAAUGAAAUUGUUCAGCGUCGACGCAUCAUUCAGCGCGCUCAGCAGAGACCGCCGCAAAAGCGACGUCCGAAUGCCGCUUAUCGCGAUCAUCAGAUCUAUCGUUAUAUCAUCCUAGGUUUGGCCAAGUAUAUGAAGAAUCCAGACGGCGUGCGUCCAUUCAUCGAUUAUAUGGAUCAUCUGUAUCCGUUGCGGCACUCACAGGCUGAAAUGGCAUUGAAUAUUGGCCACAAUGGCGCGGAGGCAAACAUGGAAAAUUAGUUAUUCUUUUUAGUUUAUUUUUUUACCUAUUUUCGCUACCAUUUUUGUUUAAUUUAUGAAACUAAAAUACCUACAAUACCCUGUAAACUAAAUUCAACUUGCCACAACAUUCCUAAUCAAUGUCAAUAAUAUGAAAGAAAUAGUAAAUUAAUAGAUAGAAACAUAUAGAAACAUAUAGAA
Drosophila albomicans is the source of this 719-nucleotide messenger RNA. RefSeq lists its product as uncharacterized. The record is from RefSeq and is a predicted model, not a curated record. The transcript has 3 exons. NCBI's taxonomy places the organism in Eukaryota, Metazoa, Arthropoda, Insecta, Diptera, Drosophilidae. Bases 96 to 539 code for a protein of 147 amino acids.